Astrephomene gubernaculifera is the source of this 3386-nucleotide messenger RNA. Lineage: Eukaryota; Viridiplantae; Chlorophyta; Chlorophyceae; Chlamydomonadales; Astrephomenaceae. The record is from the annotation of a GenBank genome assembly.
CCGCAGGUUAACUGAUAAACGAGCGUCCUUCUUGCGAACUAUGAUCCUCUAGGGCGGGCUUUGUGCAUGAAUUAUUACAACUUUAACCUUAGUGCUCCAAUACCCUGGAGGUUAAACGAUGCCUAGGAGCAGGAAAUAGCGCUAGUCAAAUGGCACACCGCAUUAGUCUUCCUGCUCAGUCAGGCUCAGUUGAACUUUUGUCGUUCCUGCCGAGCGAAAAAUAAUGAACCCGCGUACAGUUACCCUGCACUUUGCUACAACCCUUUUAUGGCUGUGGAUAUUGGUGCCAUAUGGAAGGUGUAAACUGCGCAAGGAGUACCAUCCGCCAGGGUACCGAAAUGUCGCAAUUAACGAGCUGCUGGAGCUCGCACAAGUCCCUACCAGUGACUCAAUUAUCUCGUUCAGCGACAACAAGGAAACGGCAUCUUCGAUAUUACCUGACCAACCCUCUCACCUGGAGCAGAGUCAGCAGCUGUCGGAUAGCGAUUUUGUCUUUGCCACCGGUUCCUGCCGCGAGCGCAUGCGUCUUGCGAAGUCAACGCGUGCUUGGCGACGUGGUAUACGUGGCUUCAUCCUUACAGACCAAAACGAGACGCAAGCCCUUCUGCGGCUUAAUGCCGAUGGCAAGCCCCACAAUGAGUCUUUUGCAUUCUUCCCCAACGACGGCGACCCGCUACUCGGCAUGGCACGUCAUGGGACCAUGCAGGGCGACACGCGGGCGGCGCUGGCACCCUUUGCUGCGCACAGGCACUACGGCGACACGUACAAGUGGAUGCUGUACGGAGAUGACGACACGCUCUUCUUCAUGGACGCGGUGAAGCGGCUGCUGGCCUCCUUCGACCCCGACCUGCCGCUCGCCUUCUCGGACAACCUCUGGUACCUGGGCGCGCACCCCAACCCGCACGCGCCGCGCUGCCUGCCCUGCCACCUGGCGGGGGAGAGCCUGCCCUCGCUGAAGGACAUACUCAGCACACACUAUGCGCGGGCCGCGCUCCGCAAGCAGCUGGCGGCUGCAAAGCAGCCCACCAGUGAGGCAGCACUGGAAGCGGCGGCAGCGGACCCCACGCAGGUGCCGGGGCGGCGCUACAUGCCGCAGCCCGCCUGCCCCUACUGCACCCCGCAAGCCGCGUGUGCACCGAUAACAAGCGCGAAGACGGAGUGCAAGGCCUCUGUACCCCACGGCGGCGCCGGCAUGAUCUUCUCCGUAGGCCUCCUACGCAUGCUGCCCUACCCCACCGCCCUCGCCUGCUUGCGGUCCUUCGAAGAGGCCUCCGGCGGGGACUUCAUGGUGGCAAACUGCCUCUGGCGACAUGGCAUCGCAUUUACGGAUCCAGGACCGCUCGUACGACACCUGUACGACCCGCACUUUGUGACGUUUGGGGCGCACUUUGGGCAGGGCUACCUGUGGGACCCGAUGGGCAUGCUGACGCAUGGGCGGUGCAAUGCGACGUGUCGGUGGAUGCUCCGGAACACGUUGAGCCUGCACAUCAAGGGGCGGCACUUCAAGAACUGGCGGGUUAGUGCAAUGCACAUGUGGGGAGUGGCGCAUGCGGCGCAGGCGGCCAAGUCGUUUUUGGAUCUGCUUGCCACGGGUAGCGGGAACACCAGCGUGCCACGUCAGCAUGUGCCGUACGGAGCUGAUCUUGAAACCGACACUGUGUUGCUACCAAGAUCUAAGAAUCAGCGUUGAGGUGGCUGGGUAGGAUGGGGAGAUGAAGGAAUAGGAGAUUGCCUGCCCCGAAAAGGCGGGAGCCUUGAGCUGGCUGCAUAACAGUUACAGAGCCUGGCAACUCAGUCCUGCUGUUGCUGUUGCUGUCUUCUGCUGUCGUCGUACUUUGCCGUCGCGUGAACUUCCACUGCUGUAUUAGUUCAAAGUUUGUGCUCACUGUUAUUUUCCAAGUCUCUUUUCGCUGCUGCAUAGGAUGAUGUCUGUUGGUGCGCAACCGCGGCAGGCAGACAUCGUCGGUGGCAGUUUGGUUCAUUGUACUGUCCAUGAAGAAACCUCACGCUUGCUGGCUGACCCGUGGGUUGCAUGUUAGCUCUUCCAUUACUUUCGUACAGUCUAUUGUGGCUUUGAUGGGAGGCAUUAACGUGACGAAGGUGGUCUGCUUGCUAGUGGGACGUCCUGAGUUUGAGCUGCAGGCAUACCUUGUUGUGUUUUAAAGCAGCUAAGAGCAUUAAAGCUAGGGCUCUAGUAAAAGAAGUAGACGAGGUUGGUGUAGCGCGGGAAUCAGGCUAUUAGGUCUGCGGUCAGAUCCAGGAUUUUAGUACGGCACACUUUAAUUGCUCGAUCUGGGUCGGUCUGAUCCAACUGUUAACUGGGUCUCUGACGAGGUGUGCAUGUCGAUUGUGUCGCAUGGCGUGUUUUCACGGGGUGGACGAAAGGACCCUUAUCGCAGAGGAGGUAUGCGAGUGUUACAGCAGAGGAGGGCUUGCAUGCAUGCAUUACCGGACAAUGCACCAAGUGGGGGUACUCUUUAUGUUCAGGAUUGGCGCCUUCCGGGGCGGCGCAUUGGAAACAUUUGCGGUGUUCUGGAGUCAGUCGUGGCUUUCUGUCUCGAUGUUCGCAACAGGGUUGUUUGUGACUUGAUCACAUAGUCUCGUUAAUAUCCAGGUUGCCCUGGCACCACAGGUUAUCGUGCGUUGCGAUGGGGGUUUCUCGACUGUUAUGACCCAUGGGUCAGUACGUGCAGGGGACACAGGUCCGGAGCCACCACGGCUGCUCCUGCAGCGUUACGUACGCUAUCCAUGAUGCUUUCUCUUGCCCAGUGCGUGUGAGAAUACCUGUUGGCUUCUUAGCAUUAAAAGUGUGUCUGGCCUAUGGAUGCGGCCAGUUUCUGUGAUGUCUUUUUUUGAUACCGUACCCUGCCCCUGUGGCCAUUUCAGAUGUAGCAAGUAGAGUAAGCGAGAGUUGCAAGUUAGCCACUAGGAGGUGGUUAAGAGUAAUUUGCUGCUGCAGCGGCAGCGGCUGCCGGUAGUGCGUUCCCUGAUCUGGGACUUGACGUACGAGGGUCCCAGUCCACCGAGACAGCAAAGCAAUCGUGUGGGUCGGAGGCAUUCGUAUUGGUUGCUGUCAGGCUUCAUAGGUAGUGAUUGUGAAGCGGGCGCAUGGUACUGCAUUGCUUCGAGGGCGCAUGUGCCUCAGGUCGCGCGUGCACCCCGUGUGCUUUACGUCGCGCAUCCUGCCGUGCUGGGUGAAUGCCAGGAGGAGCUUAUUAGGUGGUGCGUGGCCGGUUCGUUGAAGCUCGUUGGUUACCUGUGUUUGCUGAAAACCAGACAUUGUGUUGUGUUCGAUCGUGGCCUGCCAAGUGCCUCGCGUGGAGGUCAUUUAAACGACUGCGUGACAAACUCGGCAUAGCAGGGGUUUUGUAAGAAUCCGAGCCCCA